Molecule: messenger RNA, 852 nt
Organism: Diprion similis
Lineage: Eukaryota; Metazoa; Arthropoda; Insecta; Hymenoptera; Diprionidae
Exons: 2
Coding region: 302-751 (149 amino acids)
Source: RefSeq, a predicted model, not a curated record
GACCACCGAACGCAUCGGUCGUCAGAGGUUUAGGGAAUAGACGCUACAUUUUAAGAGUUCAGUUUGUUGUCUUUUUCUUUACCCUUCCGAGUUUAUUUUUCGAACUAAAUCAGGAUUUCAUCCGGUAAAUAGAACAGAAAGCUAGAUUUUCAAGUGUCAGUGUGAAAAAAAAAAAAUAUUACUAUACGCUUACUUAACUUUUCGAACGAUAAAACGGACGAAAAAUUUCGCAACAACGACGAGUCGAAGAAAAUCAAAGCCACAAGAGGCGCCGGAGGAGGAAAAUUCGCGAUUUGAAAUAAUGCUCGCAGCUUCGAUGUGCCGUGAAGUGCACUUCACGGUGUUGCCACCGUCCCUGGUUUCCACGGUACCCCGAUGUCUUUUCGGUCCAUCAAACGCCAAGGAUACGGUCGAUCUUCUUCAGGAGGCGUUGGACAUGGAAAGGGCGAAAUUUGCGAGAAGAUGGGGCGUCGAUCCGCGGUCCUCAGAAGACAAGGAGAACAAGUGCGGGCCUGCAAAAAGCAACCCGAGGACGGACAACAAAUCCCCGAGGAAGAGGUCGACCCCGUAUUCGCGGCAGACGAACAUCCACGACUUCUGGCGUUCGCGAAAGGCUUACGAUUGUAGCAGCAAGAAAAUCGUAUCCAAUUCAUCGUCAUCCUCCUCGUCCGCGUCGUCGUCGAAUGACGUCACCAAACAGACCAGCAACAACGCGGAAAAAUCAGGAUGCACCUCGACAUCAUCUCCGUAAACCGAACGUACAAUGCAUCGAUUUCGUUCUGUAAACAUGCAGAAACAGAAAUUUACAAGUAUAAUUAGAGGUUAACCCACUUGCAACAUUCUCGUAUUAUU